Gossypium raimondii (Peruvian cotton) is the source of this 493-nucleotide messenger RNA. RefSeq lists its product as hypothetical. Lineage: Eukaryota; Viridiplantae; Streptophyta; Magnoliopsida; Malvales; Malvaceae. The record is from RefSeq and is a predicted model, not a curated record. The coding region runs from base 7 to 420 and encodes 137 amino acids. The transcript has 2 exons.
UUAAAGAUGGGUAGCAGCAAUCUCUUUCUCCUCCAAAAAUCCUUUCGACCUUCACUUUACAUGCCUUUUUCCACAGCCCAUCACUGCAAUUUCUUUAAGUUUCAGGGAUUUAGCCACCAAAGCAAUGGUGAAGAAAACAAAGAGGAUUUCCUUCAUUUAGCCCGAAACAAUGAUUCACUAACAGAGAAAACUAGUUCAAUCGAUUCGAAAUUGAACCAAAAAAGAAAAGCCAACGAGGAAGCCAUGGCCGACCAAGACCAAGGGUUGGCUAGCCAGACCGUGGAGAAAGUACAAGACGGUGCGGCCGAGGCACUCAAUAGUCAUCCCAAGGUUGAUGCAGUCAAGGAUAGGUACAAGGACCAUGAACCAGGGGCUGACUACCACAAGACUGGAGACAAACUAAACCAUGAAAAGCAAUAAGAAUAUAUAAGUUGAAAUAUGUUAUAAAUCUUUGUACUUUUUAUAAAUUUAGAAUUUAUAUCUUUACUCUUUA